CUGGUUCAAGGGACGGGGCCACCAUCCGAGGAUACAAUAGCACUUUAAUUUUUUUGUUUUUAAGGAUGUCUUGCAAUCAGUCUCUGUACGGUAGUUUUCCUCCAUCUCCAUCGGAGGACAGGGGCUCACAGCGGCUGUCCUGGAGCAGUUUGCUUCACAAGCUGACAGAGCUGAAGGGACACAAUCAGAGGGUGACAGAAGAUCAGUACUGCAGGAGUGAAUCUGGAUCUAUGACAGAUCUGUCAGAGUUAGACAUCAGCUCCUUCUUCUAUCCUCUGGAGGAGACCUUGGCUGCAGACGUUGUGACUGCCAUUGCACAUAGUCUCAGUGAUGCAUCGCACACCAGCUUGGAUUGCUCCAAACUCAUCCUCCCUGACUGCCUGCUACACAAUAUCAGCCAAGAGCUGCUCCACUUGGCCGCGAUAGAGCCUUGUGGUCUCAGGGGAGCGCUCAUCGACCUGUGCGUUGACAUGGGGAAACAGGACUCCCCAUGUACUGUGGAUCAAAUAGCAGUAGAUCCAUCCCUUGUCCCAACUUUCCAUGUGACACUGGUGCUGAGGGUGGAGUCCAGUGGACUGUGGCCAAAAGUUCAGAAGCUCUUCAAAAGUAGCAAACCAGCACAGACAUCCUCAUCGUCUCCGAAGCACCACGACACCCUGAAGCUGAGCACAAGUUUCAGGGCUAUCAAGAGGAAACUGUACAGUUCAGCCGCACUGCUGGUUGAGGAGUGCUGAUCGCUGAGCACUCCUGUCUCUGAUAAGCUGAACUCUAAAGAAACUGUAAAGAAGCUGCUAAUUAAUGCAAAAUCUUAACAAAAGCACUCUCGAGACAUAACAAUGAUGACCUGUCUGUGAUGAUGUAUGACGGGGUUAAUACUGAACUACCUUUGUCUCAUAGCAGCUACUCAUGUGGGUGCAGUGAAGAUUAGUGUUUGCACAUGGGUCAGUUUCAUUCCUGUGAAUGUGAAGCCACACCUAUAAGGGAAUGCCUUAUGUAUGUGACAUUUAAAUAUACCAACGGACACUCGUUUUGUAUUUUUUUUUUAACA
Messenger RNA from Pundamilia nyererei, 1048 nucleotides. RefSeq names its product DNA damage-inducible transcript 4 protein-like. Gene Ontology annotation, cellular component: cytoplasm. The transcript is spliced from 2 exons. The coding region runs from base 66 to 734 and encodes 222 amino acids. NCBI's taxonomy places the organism in Eukaryota, Metazoa, Chordata, Actinopteri, Cichliformes, Cichlidae. The record is from RefSeq and is a predicted model, not a curated record. Gene Ontology annotation, biological process: apoptotic process; response to hypoxia; negative regulation of TOR signaling. Gene Ontology annotation, molecular function: 14-3-3 protein binding.